GGUUUGUGUGACUGGCACAGAAUGUCCUUGCAACAGAGCUGGGAGCUGUGUGUUCAUGUGAAUAGGGGGUGUGCAGAUAAUGGCACAAAAUCUGCCCCUUCCUGAUGCUGCAUUACCCCCCAUGGAGAAGUCCUCAAAAGAUUUCACUGAGGAUGCUGAGUCUGUGGUGGUGGCUGAGAAGAGUAUUUGGAGAUCCAGGGAUUGGCUUAGAUUUGCUCCUCUUUGGAUAAUUCUGGUUCUGGUGGCUGCUGUGGGAAUUACGUGGUACCUUCUUGAGGUGGGAUCGCCGUCGGUGCUACAGACCAGCAAACUCUAUGCCUGCAAUUUACGAGUUGUUAGCCAUGAACUCACAUAUGACCUUACUCGUCCUGAGAGCAGCACAUUCAGAAGCGAAGCCGCUCACCUACAGAAACUGGUAAAUGGACUUGUUUUGGCAUCCGAAUUGGCCGUUUAUUAUAACUCCAGCACAGUCUAUGCCUUUGGGGAAGGCAGUCUGAUGGUUUACUUUUGGGUGAGCUUGGAGGUACCGGACACUCACAGCCCAUAUGUCACCGUGUCAUCCGUUAAAACAGCACUUACCAGAGUCCUGAAAUCCAAGAUUAGCAAAAAAGGAACCUACAUAUUUGAUCAGUACCAUGUGGACCCUGACUCACUGGAUAUACAGGAGGCAAGUUGGCAGGACAAGCAGCUGCACUUUUCGGGUGUUGGUUGCUAUAGGUACACCUAUGUGAGGGCUGGCCAGGAAAUUCGUUUGAAGGGCCCAGAUUACCUCUCUCCAAUAUGCGUGUGGCAUCUACAAGGUCCUCCUUCAAGUCUUCUGAAGCUUUGGCUCAAAUGGACUCGUCCUGACUGCAGAGACAGACUGGCAAUGUAUGAUUCUGCUGCCCCCUUGGAGACUCAUCUCAUCACUUCACACUAUGGAUGCAGUCGUCAGGAACCAGUGGCUGAGGUGUUGUCUUCGGGUAGUGUGAUGCUGGUUGUAUGGAAGCAAGGAAUGUACAGUUACUAUGACCCAUUCAUACUCACAGUGCAACCAUUGCCUGUUCAAACCUGUGAACACAGCAUCAUGCUAAAAGAAGGACUGGAAAUCCAAGGACAACUCCAGACCCCAUACUACCCAAGCUACUACCCCCCAAAACCUCAGUGUACCUGGAACAUGACUGUUCCCUCUCCAGAGUAUGGGGUUGUUCUGCGCUAUGAAGGAUACAUGCUGACACGACGGUACACAUAUGCUCCAUGCAUGCAGGGACAGUGGCAAAUCCAGAAUCGAAGGAUGUGUGGACUACGCGUGCUCAUGCCCUAUGCUGAAAGAAUUGUCCCAAUCUCUGGCAAUGUCACUAUAUCUUUUAGCUGCCCUACCACACUGACUGGGCCAGGAGUGCAGGCCUCCUACAGCCUUUUCAAUCAAUCAGAUCCUUGCCCAGGGGAGUUUUUGUGUGUAAUAAAUGGGAUGUGUGUGCCUCUCUGUGAUGGUGUUAAGGAUUGUCCAAAUGAACUAGAUGAGAGAAACUGUGUGUGCCCGGCUCAAUACCAAUGCUCAGAAGCUGGCUCAUGCAUCAGUGUGUUCCAGGUCUGUGAUGGCAAAACAGACUGUCAAAAUGGCACUGACGAGGAGCACUGCCACCAAGCUGUUCCUUGUGGCCCCUUUACAUAUAAAUGUGAGGAUGGAAACUGUGUUAAGAAGCCAAAUGCCGAAUGUGACUCCAUAAAUGACUGUGUUGACGGAUCUGAUGAAAGGAAAUGCGACUGUGGAGUCCAGGCCAUUGGGAGCCGUGUAGCGAGUCGCCUAGUUGGGGGAACAAUCUCACAAGAGGGAGAGUGGCCAUGGCAAGCAAGCCUCCAAGUCCGUGGGGCACACAUGUGUGGUGGUUCCUUGGUGUCUGAUAGGUGGAUCCUGUCUGCAGCUCAUUGUUUCCAUCAAGAAAGUUACUCUUCGCCUGAUGUAUGGACAGUGUCCUUGGGUAAGGUCAGACUGAGCCGUAACAGCCCAAAGGAAAUGUCUUUCAAGGUCACACGGUUGGUUAUCCACCCUUUCUAUGACGAUGAGUCCCAUGACUAUGACGUGGCACUUGUACUCUUGGACCAUGCUGUCCCUCUCACAUCCCCACACGUUCAGCCCGUCUGUCUCCCUGCUAGCAACCACCACUUUCCUACUGGAAAUAUCUGUUGGGUGACUGGCUGGGGCGCUGUCACAGAGGAUGGGCCUACCAGUGAUACGCUCCAAAAGGUGGAUUUACAGCUGAUUUCUCAAGAUAUCUGUUCAGAACUUUACCGCUAUCAGAUUUCUCCAAGGAUGUUCUGUGCUGGGUACAGAGAUGGAAGUAAAGAUGCAUGCCUGGGUGACUCUGGCAGCCCACUAGUUUGUAAAGAACCAGGGGGGCGCUGGUUUCAAGCUGGAUUGGUGAGUUGGGGUGCUGGCUGCGGUAUCCCCAAAUAUUUCGGAGUUUACAGCCGCAUAACCAGACUUGUUGGAUGGAUCAAAAACGUCACAUCACCAAGUAAUCCAUAGUGAACACGUAAAGAGUAAAAAUUAGAAUAUAAUAUACCUACAUACAUUGCAAAUAGCUUCAAGGCAUUUACUCGUUAAUUUCCCCCGAAAAGGAGCACAAGCUACAUCAAUGGAAAGAUGGAGUCAAUAAUCUCUACACAGUCCAUAUAUCCCAUCAAGGAAAAAAAAACUUUGCAGCGGUGCCAUUCAGACCCUAUAAAGAGGCAUCAAGAACCUCUAUUAAGCCCGACAAGGAGCAUAAGUUACAUAAAUGGAAAGAUGGAGUCAAUAAUCUCUACACAGCUCACAUAUCAAGAAGAAAAAAAUCACCAGUGUCAUUUAGACACAAUAAGAAGGCAUUAAGAACCUUGGAAUACCUUAAUGAUUAACCAAGUUAGUGAUGAAGAGAUGUUAAGUAGCCAUCACCUAAAUGUCACAAACUAGGAAAUAGUUGGAUGAUCACAUGUAAAAUAUAGAAAUGUAUAAGUACAGUAUGAUAUUCACCCUGGGAGUUAUGAGUAUACAUGAUAACUUUAAAGGUGAAUCAAUAAAUUUUCCUUGGCACAUACUUUGUUGUGUUGAGUAUUGUGUGGUAGGAUUUAAUAAAACUGGUGGGAUUUGAUGAAA
Molecule: messenger RNA, 3115 nt
Organism: Spea bombifrons (plains spadefoot toad)
Lineage: Eukaryota; Metazoa; Chordata; Amphibia; Anura; Pelobatidae
Gene: TMPRSS6
Product: transmembrane serine protease 6
Exons: 18
Coding region: 80-2509 (809 amino acids)
Biological process (GO): proteolysis
Molecular function (GO): serine-type endopeptidase activity; protein binding
Source: RefSeq, a predicted model, not a curated record